This is a messenger RNA of Pocillopora meandrina, 29967 nucleotides long. The record is from the annotation of a GenBank genome assembly. Lineage: Eukaryota; Metazoa; Cnidaria; Anthozoa; Scleractinia; Pocilloporidae.
AUGCAUGGAGCUGCCGUGGGUAGCUUACGGUUAUCAGUUGAUGACAGAAACGUGUUUGAAAUAAGUGGAGAGCAAGGAUCUGACUGGAUACAAGCCCAAGUAUUCGUAAAUGGAUCAAACAGCAAGGUAAUGGCUAUAAAUGAAUCCAUAGGUUAAAGUAAAUCGUGACUUCCAGAUUUCACUGAGAUUGGGUUGUUGUUCGACCAUUAAAGAAAUGAAAACAAACACCAUUUGCAAACACUUCGAACAGAUACACUAUGGUAACUUUAAGUAAAACUCCUGAUUCAAGGCUGUCAAAUACGAAAAUGCGGGAAAAGUCAUGUAUUGAAGAAAAUUGAAUCAGCAACUUUGUUGGCUUAGCCUUUGAAAAGCACCGUGCAAGAACAUUCAGAGAGAAACUGAAGCGUGGUUUGAUAUGGAUUGAUGUGCUACAUAAUUUUACACACCGAAAGAUAUAUUUACUUUGUUUCUAUGGGAGAAACUUUGCGUAACACUUACUUAUCCCGCAUAGAUACUACGGUUCUCUUGUCUAUAGCAAUACAUACGUCAGGACCCGAUCAUUGUCGUUCUAAGAUGCACAAAAUUAUGUUUCAGCUAACUUUUGAAGGGAGGAUGGGCGCUGGAGACCAGGGAGAUCUUUCACUGGACGACGUAUCCGUAACAAGUUUUUGUAAUGGUACGACAUAACGUACUGUUUCUCUGUGUGUUACAAAUACCAAUAUCUUAAGGGACGGUUUAAAUCGUGUUUUAUUUUUUCUGGGGUGGGCAUUUCUUUCCUUCGCUGAUACGUACUGUAAGGCAAGAGAAAAACAAAGAUAAUUUUUUGGUUAGUGUAAAGGUUAUUCAACAAACGGUACAAUCGAAAUUGUCUAUCCAUAAACUUUGUAAACCGGAGUGGAACUACUUGCACAUGGUGUGAAUGAUAUAUUUUCGCUUUCUUCAGAGCCUGUUUUUAAGUUCGGAUAAGUUGGUAAAAUCAAUUUUAAUUCUGCCGUCUGCCGCGUUGCGUUUAUACGCUCUCAUUAAUAUCUCCUCGUUCUUUCAACAGUUUCUUCCUGCUCGAUAAUUCCAAUUCCUCCCAACGGAACUGCAAUAUGCUCCAAUGGAAAUCUAGUGGGAAGUCAUUGUAACGUAACAUGCGUUGCAGGGUACUAUCGAACUGGUUCCUCUACAAGAACAUGCAUGAGGUCUGGAGCCUGGUCUGGCACUCUACCCUCCUGUGUGAGAAGUAAGGUUUUAAUAAUUGAAGAUUAUUUCACCCACUUAAUAUAUCACUUACAAUUUAAUAAAAAAAACGGAUUUUGGACUCAGAAAAAUUAGGGGUGGAUAACGCUAUCCAGUGGCGGUAUCUAGGCCCAGUUGUUCAAAGAGCGAAUAAUACUAUCCAGCAGAUAAAUCGCUAUUCAGCGGAUAAAUCGCUAUCCAGCGGAUAAAUCGCUAUCCAGCGGAUAAGUGUUUACAAAACGUAAUGCGCUAUCUAACGAAUAGAGAUUUUUACAGUAGAUAGCGAUAUCCACCGUUGAAACAACCGGAUUCAUGUGGAUAGAGCAGUAGGUUUUGUUAAAACUUAUCCACUGGAUAGCAAUUUAUCCAUUGGCUAGCGUUAUCUUCCCCUUAAAUAACACGUAUACAUGCCACAAACUGCGUUAAACUUAUUGUAUGUGAAUUUCAAUGUUAAGCUCAUUCUAAGUAACAGAAAUGCAAUCGCAAUUUUUUUGAUGACUCAGACACUGCAAAUGGGAAAAAAAAAACGGAAAAAAUUCUGUCUGUCAGUUUGGUGUUAUUUGCGUUACCUGGAAUGGGUCGAUUGGGUUAAUAUGAAUACCAAUAUGAGUAUAAUAUUUCGCUUCAGUUGAAAUUCGCUUGGUCGGAGGUAGUUCUUUGACGGAAGGAAGGGUAGAAGUUGGAGUGAACGGGAUUUGGGGAACAAUUUGCGAUGAUAAUUGGAGUUUAAACAGCGCAACAGUCAUUUGCAAAAUGCUUGGUCUUUCCAACGCAAGCGCAGCUCCCGGAGACUCCAGCUUCGGCCAAGGGAACGGAAAAAUAUGGUUGGACAAGGUAGAUUGCACCGGAAGUGAGACGUCAAUUAUCGAUUGUAGCCAUUUAGGUCUGGGUGCCUCUAGCCAGUGUAAUCAUCAUGAAGACGCAGGAGUAAUUUGCGGAAAUAUUACUUGUGAGUAUGCUUUAGGGACUAUUCGCAAAAGGAGAGGAUUAAAAUUACAGAUUUAUAUUAAUUAUACUUGCGGACAUUCCGAGCUCAUAGCAGUGGUUGGAUCAUGGCUGUACGCAUUAAUUUAAAAGCAUUUAGUGUUUCGAAUAGGAACAAAUCUAAUGCGACUCUUUUAAGAUAAGCGUCAUAAAAGAAAUUUAACGAAAACCGGAUACCUUUGCAUCAUUCUUCUACCAGUGAUUUACCACAAUGGCAUUAAAGGAAGAGCUAAUUAAAAAAAAUAACAGUGUAAGUACAAACUAUUAUGAAAGUUUUGAUCUGUUAUUAAAGAAAAUCAGAGACGAAAGAGGGACGUUAUUGAGGCUAACAUAGGAAAAAAAAUAAGUGGGAAGAUUGAGGGAUCCAUAAUUUAACCAUGAUUUAUGUCAGCUUUUGAGGUUCGCCUGACGGAAGGCAGCUCACCAAAUGAAGGCCGAGUAGAAAUUUCCGUCAAUGGAGUCUGGGGAACUGUAUGUGACGAUUUCUGGAGCAUUGAAGACGCAUAUGUCGUGUGUCGCAUGCUAGGACUUCCUCAGGCUACUGCAGCUACAAAGGGACAAUCAUUUGGGAAAGGCACAGGUCCAAUAUGGAUGGAUAAUGUUCAAUGCUUUGGAAAUGAGAGCUCAUUGCUGUAUUGUAAAAGGGCAGAUCUGGGAGUGAAAGAUUGUGCACAUCUGGAAGACUCGGGGGUUGUCUGUGGACCGCCAUCAGGUAUCUCUGCUACAUAUAGCACCUCUUUAAUUCCAAAGGCUGUGUACAUGGCAGAAAAUAGGGUAUGGGCCCGUCAAGAAAGGACUAAGCACUUUAAUUUUUUCCAAUGUUAACCCUUAACAUCCCAACAUCGGUAUGCAUCUCCUCUAUACCAUUCUUUAUACAUGUCCUGAGUUGCUUACAAGGAGAAUUGGUUUAACAAUCAAGAGGUUCUUUAGUUGGUGAUUAUUUACUGCAGUCUCGUGACCACCAUUUUUAAUUCAGGGGUGAUAUCGUGAGGAGAAAUUAGAUGCUAGUCACUCUAACGGGGUCAAAAGGUUAGGAGACCUGUAGAUGUAAAGGAACGACAGACCUUUGCGUGUGGAUCAUUUAGUGGCAUUAGUCUACAAAGACUCCCUAGAGAGUAGCGCAGUAAAACUUGUUCAAAUAAUUCUCAAUGAGCUUUGCACAGUUAAUAAAACCUUAAUUUUCUGCCAUUUACCUUCUGUGUAAUGCUCCGUUGCGAAUCGGAGAACAAAAGCCCGUAUAUUCAUUUGCUUUUUGCUGCGUAGCAUGCAAGGGUGAACACUUUUUUCCCUGGUUUCUUCUCUCUCUCUGUCUUUUCCAUUCAUUCUUUCUUUUAAAUAUUUUAUUUUCAGUUAAAACAAAUAAUAUUGCAUUGAACAUGACCGUAAACCAGUCUAAUCCAACGGCACAAGCUAAUGCAGUCUAUGCAGUUGAUGGACUGUUCAACACAUGCGUGGAGUUCAGUCAGGUAAAACCUACAACUCCGUUAGCAUAAGAAAAUUUUGGAAGGUCGCUUCAUGCUAUGGAAACAGGGAUAAGUUAACUUUAACUAUACAUUUCAUUUGGUUCUCAGGCAGUCGACAAUUGGUUCCAAGUGGAUUUAUCCAAAAACUUCUUCAUACAUACUGUGCAUGUCUUCCUUGGCUUAAAGAGUUUUCAAAAAGUUUUUGUGGACAUCGGAAUUGAAAGUAGUAUGAAUCACCCUGUGGAUCAUUCAUGCAAAGAGACCAGUCCUUUACCAAGAAAACAUUUCCGUGUGUUCCGCUGCAUCCCUCCAGCCAAUGGUCGUUUCGUAACAGCAACCAUGAUAACAGAAAACGUCAAGUUUGUGCUAUGCGAAGUUGCAGUUUUUGCAUUUGGUAAGUGUUUUGAAAGUAAAGAACUACAUACCUUGCCUGACAAGUACGCUCUCCACUAAAUAGUCAGCCCUUAGUGUUCGAAAGCAACGACAAAAAUAAUUGUUGUAAAUCUCAUUAAUAUCUCGACAGCGUGCAGCUCGGAAUAGUUCAAAGUAAUCAAGGAAAAUGUUUAGAAGCAUUUUUGAUUGUUAUUAUUUUCAGAAAAUUCUCUGGAGUCCACUGGAAUUUUGAGGGAGGUGUGGUUUAAAGGUAUUAAUUCACAAGAUGAUCCUAUUCUGAAGUACCAUCCAGUUUUCAAGGAAGCUGCUGACACGUUGUCAGUGCUAAAAACUUUUCAUGUUGUUACCAACUUUUCUACCACAUAUGGGCAGCGGUUGUCUACAUUUAUUCAGGUAUAGUAUACUUGUAUAAAUCCUUCGAAAGUACCUCUAUCUGCGCCCAAAAGCAAUAUCAUAUUAACGCAUAUGACGUUUACUUUAUUAUCAGCCUAAAGACUCAGUCGCUUGAGUUGGGUGCAUGGCAUUCAUUUCAUUUCUGACAUGAGCCUGUAUUUUAUUUUGUUGCUUUUUUUUGCCGGUCUUUUUUUUCGCCGGCAAAAGUCUCUUUUUUCGCCCAGUUGGCUGUGAGGAGAUCUCUUCCGCGUUUCUACUGAAACAUUAAAACUUCGCUUUCACCAAAGCACGAGCAAUAUCCGCGGUUCCAUAUACUCUCUAUAAUUUCAUAUUCUAGCCAGAAGCGAGUGGGUGGUACACUUUUUACAUAACAUGUGAAGAUGAAUGCGAACUGUGGCUCACAAAAACAGAUGAACCAACCCUGCGAGAUGAGCAUGAUGGAGACAAUUAUGGGGAACUUCUUUUAAAGUUAACAACAAGAACAGGAAAUCUGAUAUGGGAUGGGUAAGAGGAAAGGUUGCCGUAUCAUUCAUACUCGUAACCGAAGGGUCCACUCGUUCAACUGAGUCUUGUAGAAACUAAAUGCCUAUAUUACAUGGAAUUUCUCUUCUAGCUGGCCUCAAUACAUGACGAGAACUUUGUAUCAUUAUAUAUUUUUCUUUGUGCAAACAAUUUUCUAGUUCAACAUUCCAUAUGUCUUCCUUUUCUUUUUUCUAAUCAAUCGAAUUUUAUCAGUUUUCUUGAGUCAUUUCUCGAUGGCCAUUGCCAGUAAUGACGACAAACAUUUCAGAAUUUAUGAAGUAUAUUUUGAUACUUAUUCUAGGACUUCAAAGCAAAAAUCAAAUCAGAUUUACCUCAGUUGCAGCAUGUUUUAUCUCCUGGAGGGUUUCUCAAAAGAGUCGUACAGACGAGGACAUCUUUCCGUGGGUUGGAGUCUUCACAAUAACACAAGCCUUUUUGAAAGGCCUCUUAUUGGAAACCGCACGACAUGGAUCCUGCCAGGUUGUUUAAAAUUCCCUCUAAUUAAAACAUAAGGUACACAGUGGUGCCUACUUGAAUCUAUAAUCAGCCAGAAUUGGGGAAACGCAGGUAGUGAUAUUACGCCCCUCUCCCUCCGAAAAAGAACAAAUCCAGGUUUAAAUAAAAAAUUAUGGAGUGUAGCAGAAAAAUUUGAUUUAAUACAUCGUGUUUAUACCUACCCAAGAACGUUGUAUUACUUUUUCUAUUAUUAAGAGUCGAUUAAUUGUUGCUCUCGACACUUUCGCAGCUAUAUUGCCAAUUACUCAUUAGUAAAUGGGAUCGAAUAUUGACGCUUCACCAUCUGUGACUCGUUGUUUGCUUUUGUUAAUGUGUUUUGGCGUGCUUUUACGAAUGUUACUACGGCAUCAACAUUAUAGGACGGCAAUCUAGCAAAUCAUGGCAUCCUUCAAAAUGUAGCACAACGGUUACUGAUUAUGAUUUGUUAUCUCGUUAUCCUAUCAUUUCUUUUCUUUAUGUUAAAGGUAAAAGAGAGUUAAUGUUUAGAGUCAAACAGAACAUUAAAGACAUCACAAUGACUUUUGGAUCGACUUUACAGAUAUCAGGUUGGUAAAUCAGUUAACUUGCAGUGUGUUCUGAGCCUAUUACUAGGGCCAUAUCAUCAGUAAUCAAUUAUUAACUUCGUUUUAUUGAGUGAGCUGCUAACACAGGUGGCUUGUUUUCACUAACGUUUUCUCAAUUGUUAUUGUUUCUUUAUCAAAGCAUUCUACAGACUUUGCUGUCUUGGUAUAUGGUGUCCAAAUAGUACAAUAACACUAGGAAUUAACGUAUUUGGACAGAAUCACACUGUGGACAACUCGCUAACGAUGACAUGUGAGGAAAAACACACCGACUUCGAUGUAAUUGCUUCAGUACAACCUGGCCGAUAUGGGGCGAAGGUAAGCUUCACAAAGCUUUAUUAAAUUUUCUCCCAUCUAUACUAACCAAUACUAACCAAUACUAACAAAUAAUAGCCAAUGCUAAAUACUGACCAAUAUUGACCAAUACGAACCAAUACGUUAUUAAGAUUAAUCUCUGACUAAACAAAUAUAUUCCACGCGGCCGUGCGUCUGUGCAGUUGUAGAAGACAGAUGACGUCAAAAUGUGGUAAGAACUAAAACUUGGCACACGAGGCGCACUUAAAGGUGUCACUGAUGUUCUUACCCUAAUUUGAAGUCUUUUGUGGUCUACGCGGCAAUAACAUAUAACAAAGAAGCAAACAAUUUUUAAUGGUGUCGUCAUCUCUGCGUCUCUCCUCCAAUAAUCCACAAGUAAGAACUAUAAGGCGUGCUUAAUUUAGCUUCUUAAAUUAAUUUCUGCAUUUUCGCAAGGUCCAUUACUCUUUCAUAAAUGAAUCGCCUGUCAGAAGACGCCACUUGGGAUACAUAAUUGUUAACGGUAAGGACAAAAUAAUUAUCCUAGCACAGUAAUGAUGGAUAAAAUAUCGAAGAUCAACACAAUACUCAAGGAAACUGAACAAUCGCUAACCAAGUAAAGGACAACUUCUACUUAGUUUACAUAGCCUCCGUAUCAUUACAAUAACAAAAGUGUUUCAGACUUACAACACUCAAACAUUUAUCUUAUCAUGAACUCGUUCCUUGAAUUUCUCCAAUAUGAAAUUUCUUUAUUAAGUAAUUAACCAUUCACCUUUUAAUUAUAGGAAUGGAUUAGAAAAUUCAGUUUUCUCGCUCGAUUUUUUUCAGAAUCUGUUAUUGAGGAGUGCACUUUCGAUAGUCCAUUAGGACUCUGCCCGAACUGGAAAAAUGGCGAUGGAAAAACUGGUGAGAAGUGGAGGUUUUCAAGCCAAACAAACAGAACCGGUGAAAGAGGUAUAAAUUUCAUAUUUGUAGUUUACACCGUUGAAAUGGUCAAUGCUUUAAAUCUUGAGACAUUAGAAGUCUACUGUGUCUCAGUGUCAAUUUUUUUUUUGGUCUCGACGAUUAAACUUGCUUAUAGUCGUUAAAAUGAAAAGAUAAUUACAUGAUGCUUCAGGCCGGAAACAAUCUGCAUCCCAAUUGGAACACAUGAUGCAAGGCCGAGCUAAAAUUUAAAAAGAUGUGACGACUCAUAGUACUCCGCAAAGUUUUAUAACCCUUUGAAUAGGUCAGAAAGUUCAUCCAAAUAGUUAAUAUUUAUGUACUUUCUCGUCCAAAAAGGAUUAAAGAAAUGACUAAUAACUAAAAAUCUCUUGACUUGUUUUCUAUCAUAGACGCACUAGUUUCCCUUUUGAUAACAUUACCAAAACACUCCGAAGCGUCUUAAAUUCAUAUUACCCGACUUUGUAAUCAUUUUUUCGCACCAUUCAAACUACACCUUCUACCGAAUUAAAUGAAUAGCGUUUUUUUUGUCAACCCUGUUCCAGUUAAUUUUUUCUUUCAGGUAACUUCGCGUAUACCGGUGGCACUCAUAACUACGUCAUACUAGAAACACCCCCGAUUUCGGCUGGAGAGUCUGUCCCCUUAUGUUUGACAUUUAGCUUCUUGAUGCAGAGUAAAUCUGCUUCAAAUUUCAACGUGAAUUUAAAGUCGGUUCACGACGAAAGCGAAGUGCUUCUGUACAGUCUCGUUGGGUAUCAUGGGAACCAAUGGUCAAGAGGUCAAGUGCCUUGGAAGGAAAGACAGACUUCCAAGGUAACAAAAUGAUAAUCUGGAAGCUUUUUAUAAAGAAUUGUUGAGAACAAUGAUGAAGUAACCAUAUAUUUCAUAACGUCCUUUAGCUGAUCUUCAGAGGCUUCUCUAACGGUGUUGAAGAAAUUGCUAUCGCCAUCGGCAAAAUUAAAAUAUCGACCAAUGACUGUGAGGUAUACCCAGUCUUCUCUUCUCCAGGUGAGAAAAACAAAAGCAUGCGGUAUAACUCAGACAAAAGUAAUAGAAACAAGAAUAUUAUGCUAUUUAUGGACAAUGUACCAAAUGAGAACAUCACACCUCUUGGGCAACCUUUCCGCUAGCUCUUGCAGCAAUACACAUUUUUAUGUAAGUGAAAGCACCAUCCCAGGUGGCAAGCCAAGAAGUAAUUUGUAACUAAACGUCAGAUGUUCAGUAAAAUUGAGCGUCGGUCGAUGAAAAAUUACGUCGGGAAAAGUUAUAUGAGACUUGUAUAUAUCAGCAGGUAAACUUCAACGUUAAACCAUUUAAAGUCGUUGAAACAAAAUUGCAUCACGAGAAACAUAAAAACCAUCGUGAUGUUAAUGGUUGCUUUCAAAUUUUUUGAAGUGGCAGUGUCACAAAUACAGACGGAAGAAUUUUUUUUUAACGAUUUAGGCUUCAGUUGUAACAGCGACGAAUUUGAAUGCGAUAAUGGACAGUGUGUUGCAUCAUCUCUACGAUGUGAUGGAGACUUGGCGUGCACCGACAACUCAGAUGAACGAGAUUGUGCGUGCCUUUCCAGCGAACUCAAGUGUGGCAACGGCAAUUGUGUUCGUGUUAACAACUUAUGUGACGGGGUUCAACAUUGCCCUGACGGUUCCGACGAGGCAAACUGCGGUAGGGAACAUCAAAUUUAUGUAAUGAACAGCAAAGGGAGCAGGAAAGAAAGACAACCUCUUCCUCUUUAUCCUCAAAUAGUCUUAGUUUUCUUUUUGAAAAUGGUAUGUCAUUGCUCGUGUUUAUUGCAAAUUGUUUCAUUGCACUUCGUGAUUUAAAAACUUAACAAUUCUUAUUGGUUUAGAGAAGAGGAUGAUCAACCCCUAGGCCCAAGGAUUUCGAUGGUGGUGCAUGUAACAAACAUCCUGUAUACUGUAAUGAAGAAAGUGUCAUGUGUCGUGUGUAUAAAUAUAGUACUUUGAAUAUCAAAGGUGGUAAAUUUUGAGCUCGUUCAUCAAACAAAAGAAGGAGUAUUUUAUUUUGUUACGAGUUCAGUUAGUCACGAGCGUAAGAUAAAUCAAAAUACAAAGGUUCAAGUCAGGGUUGAGGACUCAUUUUUUCUGUCAGUGUUCCACCACGCGAUAUAACGAUUGACAGCGUUUUCGUUUGAUUUUCAAGUUCGAGACUCUCUAUUAAACAGGUUAUCUUACGAGGAACUUACAAUUAUAAUAAUAAAUUAUUCCAGAGAAGACAUGUCCUGAGUUUCAGUGUGUUGCUGGAAACUGCAUCCCAUGGUACGCCACUUGUAAAACGGAUGACAACUCGUGCGCCGACAACUCGCAUCUUUCUGCAGUGUGUGGUAAGCAUAGCGUCUUUCUUAUUUUGCUUUUUAUGACGGUUAAGCUGAAUUGUAUAUAUAUAUAUAUAUAUAUAUGCAUAUUUUGAUUGCUAUUAUCGACUGGAGGACAGACGCGUCGAUGACUUCACCAUUAACAACAUUCUGCCCUUUCAUCCUAUAAAACAAAUGGGUUUCAUGUCUUCGUGUGUCUGUCCGUGUCACACACUCGGCUGUGUACCACGUUUUUUUUCUUAUCACAAUUUGACGCCAUCUGCGAGCUAAUCUAUUCUGAACCACGGCAACCUGUAACAUACAUUUUAAUCUUUUACAACUAUUCUAAAGAAUUGCAAUCCAUGGUCUUCGUCUCAGAAAAAUAGUAAGACCCACUGGAAAUAAAUAAUCUCAUUGUCAUUAAAGUUCAAACAAAGUACCUAUGCCCCUUAUGUUACAGGCUCAUCUAGCUGUCCCUUGAACAACCUAAAUUGCGUGGUACAUGAAGGAAAAACAAAGCGGCAGUGUUCUUCAUUUAGAGGUAUUAUAUGUACUUGUUUAUCUCAGCAAAAAACUUGUUUUUCUUGGCGAGAUUAGAAAUAAUCCUCUCUUCCUUGAAACCAACGAGUUAAAUCGGCUGACCAGACCGCCUUCAAUCACACCUCCCGCGUGAGGCUCUCUUCGCUAAAACUGGGGAGUGAAGUCUAUCUUGGUUUUACAGAAAUCUCAAAAAAAAAAAGGAAACAUUAGCCUCAUCGCACGAAGAUGCCAAAAAUACUUAGUUCUGGGCUACUUUUUUGUGUCAGUGAACAAAAUUUCAAAGAAAGGAGGAUUAAAAAAUAGUCUUAUUAAAUAAAAUUUGUUUUCAGGCUACUGUGGCUUUGAAAAUGGUUUAUGUGGGUUAUCUAGUGAUAUCAGCAUGGAGUUCCAGUGGAGUUAUGGCUCAGGAAAAACCCCAUCACUCAACACUGGUCCCAGUAGUGAUCACACCACAUUCUCAAAAAAAGGUAAACUAUCUAUUAGAGGACGUUACAUAAAAUUGAUGCAAACUUUUAUUUUAUUUCUCUUCAUUUCAAGUAGCCAGUUAUUCCCUGCCUGCCUAUCUUAGUAGGUUGAGGUUCCCCUUGAAGGGGGAUAUGACCCGUUUUAACAUCUAGUUCAACACUUUAGAAAAAAAAUGCCUGUUGUGACAUAUAGUAUACGAAACACAUUAUAAAACAUCUCCAAAAAUACAAAAUAUUGACUUUCAGAAGAGGUCAGAAGUCAGUUUCUUGUGACGUUCGCCUUUAAUACUAUAGACUUCAUCUUUUGCGAUAGAAAGCAUUGUCAACUUAAGCGAGUUGUCAUAAAGUUGUGAAAAUUAGAGUUGGCGGGUAGAAAAGGUUCCAUUGUAUUUCAAACCGAAUACUCCAUUAACCAGCUUUUUUUGCAACUAGGAAACAGCAAAAAAGUAUAAUUUCGUUAGGGAUUUCACUAGGGUUUCAUUAGGGAUCCGUCGGUAUCAUAGAUUCCUUCCCUGGGCCCAAGUCUACAAACCCUAUUUGCCCUGUUCCUGCUACUUUAACAACUGAUCUUGUUUUAUUGUGUAAAUCACGUUAGUUUCCUUUAUUACCUAGUAUUUUUGUGCGAAAUUUUAGCAUUUCUUUAGCAUUGAUUAUCUAUAAUAGAAAAUAAUUUUACCUUCAACUUGCGUUAGUCUCAAGUUUUUGAACUGACACCAGUGUCGAUGUCUUGUAAUGGAGUAUCUAGUUACGGGAAGUAAACAAUCUGAUAAAAGGCAGAGUAUAGAAAAUCUAGAGUAGAAUCUUGGAGACGAAUCAGUCACUCUGUAACUUGAAGAAUGGAAUCACCCGGACUUAAAAACUGACACUUGAAUGCUACAAAAUAACGAGUUAUCCUCCUUUUGCAUGGUUGUAUCCUCGUCGGAUGCCAUAUCAAACACAGUCCAACAAUUUUGCAAUAUUUCAGGUAUAUACAUUUUUAUUGAGGCUUCACAGCGGUCCUCGGGGGACCGAGCUCGACUCAUCAGCGACUGGUUGAUACCAAAAGAGCCUGCAUGUUUGCAGUUCUGGUAUCACAUGCACGGAAGACACAUUGGAGCCUUAAACAUCCUCCUUAAGACAAAGCGCUCGGAGAUAACAGUUUGGCAGCAGGGGUCGAGGGAUCAUGGAGAUAGAUGGAUCUUUGCACAGACUACUAUUCAGAAUGACAGUCCAUACAAGGUAUAGGUAUUGGAAAUGAGGUGGUGCGUGACUCGGCAAUCCUCAUGCAUAGUAAUGAUUAAUUAAGGAAGUUAGGGCAAAUGACGAAGAGAUUAACUAUGUUAGACGUAUCAGAUUUUGGGCGUUAACGGCAAGUGUACAGAUCAGAGAGAUGCGGAAGCUUAAUGAUUAGUACACUGGACUCAGUUUCUAGUGUUCUGGGUUCAAUACCUGUCCGGGUCAAAGUGUUUUGUUCUUUGUUAGUCGUAAAACGGCAAAAAAAAAACCGUUAGUCAUUAAAAAAGUUAAACUUACGAAUCCUCUUCGAGUCACAAAAGAAGGAAGUCAACCGGUUUGCAGUAAAAUGGCCAAAAUUUUAACCGUUAGCCGUAAAAGCCAUCACCUCAUUGAGACCCUCAUUCGUUUUCACUUUCUUCUUAAUGUUCCGCAGACCAUCUUUUUUAUCCAAGUUAGAGAAGAAAUAAAUUGAAACUUCCAUGCCCGAAACUCUACUAUAGUUUGAAUUUUGUCGAGAGCACCAAUUCAACUGUAAAAUUCACUCACUUUUUGUACGACUGUUUUUGGACAGUUCGUGAUCGAGGCCCAAGUUGGUAAUGGCCUUGAGGGGGACAUUGCAUUGGACGAUCUAAGUGUAAUAGACGGCUCUUGCACUCAUAUAUCAAACCAAGGUAAGAUGAACAAGUAAUUUAUUCUGUACUGGUUUCCAUUUUCGUGAUUGUAAGCUAACUAAAGACUGUAUGGUGUGUUCACUGUAAAAAUUACCUUUGAAAAGAAACGAAAAUUUAUCAACUCAACGACUGAUAACCGUACUGGAAACUCUCCAGAAAAGAGUCCAAUUCUGUUUCUUGCUUCUUUCCCAGUGAGUCCUGAUUGUGAUUUUAGUGAAGAUAUGUGUGGCUGGACUGGAGAUCCCGACUGGAAGAUUCACGGUGCAGGUUAGUCGUGGAUCCUUAACAUAAACUCACUCGCUGUCCACAGAUCUGACAAAAUCAUAACAAGUUACAGCAUAAAGUUAACAGAACAUUAAGAACAUUUUCAGCAGGGCUUUCUCUUUCCAUAAGCGGUUGGCGAUGGUGCAAUAGACAGCUAAGCCCAGAAAUGAGGCUGUGAGGCUCCUUUCCCUAAGGAGGGUCUGAAGGCAUGCUACCCAAGGAAAAAUUGAAAUCUUGAAGCUCGCAAACGUAAAUUCUGGAAUUCUAGAAUUAAAUAGAGGGCUGUUCAAUUUUUAUUCACACCUCUGUGAUUUUACAGUCAUUCCUGACCAGCCAGAAAGCUACGUUUAUGAAUAUACGCAGGAAAUACAAAAAUCAGUGGCUUGCGGGGAGGCUGUCGUUUCAAGACCCCCUUACUGGCUCUAACUCACUUGUGUGAAAGCACAUGUAGAAAAGUAGACUCAAACAGGAGAGCCUGCUCGCCGGCUAAACAGACAGCGAUAAGAGAGGCGGUGGCAGACCACCGAUAACCCGUUUUUUUGAAACUUGUUAUUCUCACCCUCAUUUUUGAUAUCUUCUGUUAACUGCAUCUUCUUCCUUUGCUUUGUACUUUACAGAGAAAUACUUGUUUCUUCAGAGUAGCAAAGAGUUAUACAGAAAGCUGAUGAGUCCAUUCAUUGAUUCUAUUCAAGUCAGAUGCAUUCGAUUCUGGUUUAAAAGUGAAGGAGAAUACUUCAGGAGAUCCUUAAAGCUGCUGGUAAACAAUUCUGAUUCAAAUUCUUCGUCAACGCUUUGGUCUGUCGACGAAGAAACUCCAACUUGGACGUUUAUUCAACUUCCGUUACAAAGAGCCGGUAGUAAAUUCCAGGUAACGAACAGAGGUCAAUCCUAGUUAUUACGAUCAAGAUAUUGAGCUAAAUCUAACAAUAUUUUAACUUUGCCUCUCAGCAUUAUUGAGGUCUGCAUUAAUUUGAGACGAAGAAUUUAAGCAAUAAACAUUUAAUUUCCCUGCGAUGCACCUUAAUUUUUGAAGACCAGCCGCUUCUCAAUGCCCAACUCUCUGCAUCAGACAUCAUAUACCAAAUUACUCGCGGAGAACUAUACUUCUCUUGCUUGAAGUAAUAUACAGUGUUAACUCAAUAGAAGCCUUCCUCGCCGUUAUCUAAAUUUAGAUGAAAUACCUUCCUUCUAUUUUUGUCUUAUUUGAGGUCGUUUUUCUGGGGUCAAAACAGCAAAAUCAGGCGACUAUAAAGAUCGAUGACAUCUCGUUUUCUAACGAGAUUUGUAAUGAGACUGCACGUAAGUAACCACAAUGAACUAAACACGCAAAAAAAAAAUUGUAUCACAUUACAGUCAAAGUCAAACCAAAAUAAUUAAUUGCUAGGCCACUAUUUCUGAGAAGUUAGGAUGCUCUCUCUUUUUCUGCAUACAUAAUUACUGAAGUUGAAAAUGAAGAUCGAGAUCAUGUGCAAGGACAGUUUGUUAACUUUGUUGGAAAAAAAGAUAAUUUAUUCUCCUCGAGGCUUGCUGUAAUUUCGUUGUAUUCGAUAUUUCCGUUGUUUGGCGAUUUGGGUUUUCUCUAGGUAAUUGAUGAUCAAAACUUCAAGAAUGAUUAUAUACUUAACUCCAUUCAUAUGUUCUCGGUUAAAAUUUUAUUUACUAGCUAUCAUAGGAAAUUAUGAUAGCGAACCUCAACUCUCGCUUUUUUUUUUUGCCUUUACAGCUUCUGUUAAAUGUUCUAAUUAUUUAACCCUCAACACUGCCGAUAGACUGGUGAACUACUCGGCAACAGCGGACAAAUGUGAUGAUACUCUAGACUUCAACCGCUGGUACAGAAUUACUGGCGCAGCAGGAACUCAGCUCCCCGAGAAGCAGGUUCCUUUUCGACGUUGUGGAGCCAGAUAUCCUGGAUGGAUGGAAGGAGUUCACCCAACCGUUGAAGACGGCGUGGUAUCACGAAAUGUCUGUUUUGUCCUGGGUAGUACAAAGUGUCGAUGGCGGCUAAAAAUAAAAGUAAAAAACUGUGGCGAGUUUUUCGUUUACAAACUGGCUGCUCCUGUGUAUUGUGAUCAACGAUAUUGUGGAUAUGAUGGAAAAGGUUUCCGUUAUAUACAUCUUUUCUGGGUUUCAUUCUUUUUAAUGUCAUUUUCGUUGUUUUUUUUGUUAUCAAGUUAUAAGCAAAUAAGAGUUUACGAAGUGUUUUGGUUUUUGUCCAAGGAGGAAAAGAGCAUCACCAACACGAUGAAUGGUGGAGCUGGAAAAAUGAAAUGCUGCAUUCCACUUGGGACCUCUUUACUGCUGAUAAGAUGAAACGCCUUGACGACGAUUUCAACCACAAUAGGAACAAUUCAGCCAAGAAAGCGAUAGGUUAGGGAAUUGGAAAGACCACAAAGUACUAUAGAAAAGAAAAGAAAUGCAACCAAUCGCCUAUAUGACGGCAAAAAUCAUAGACUAAAAACGUUAGUUCUGACGGAUCUCAGGGAAAUUGUUUAUAAUUUCAAAAGACCUGUUCUCUCGAUUAGAGGUAGUUUUUUUCAAAGUAUAAUACUUUUGGAAACAUCUAAUCGAGCUGCAACUACUUACCUGCAACAAACUAGUCGAUCAUGUCAAACUUUUUCGUACUUGUCUUUGUUAUUUCAGCCGUCUUUUACACGACUUCGAAUGUUCAAGUUGGUGUAUAAAUCAUAGAGUUCAGAUUUUUCGGACAUAUUUUACCUUCAUUCAUCGGUAUAAAAUGAGUCACGUGAAUGUACUGAAGCAAGUAAAUACUUCUUCUCUUUAAAGAAAAACAAGAAAGCAUCGUCAUCAGCUUGCGAGUUGGAGACGAGAGUCACAUAGAUAUUAAGAACGACACACCCUUGACUGCGAUGACAUUAUGCUUAUGGUUAGCUACCAAGUCCAGUCUGCAGUUAGAAUAUCGUGUUACCUCAGAUGAUGAGAAGGUUUUUGGAUUAAGUUUGACGAGCAAGAAUACCUUGGAGAUUACGUUUAUGAAAAACACCACAAUGUAAGCAAAAUGAAAUUUCAAUUAGUAUUUGAAAAAUCUAGAGGGGGGAGGGGGGGUGGGAGGGGUACUUCCUAGUAAUUGUAUAAAGGAAAUGUGCUGCUGGGAUGGAUGGGGUGGUACUAUUUGAUUGGUUAUAAUUGGGUUGCAUUUUCUAUAUAGAGUAACGUGUUUUACAUUCCAUUUAAAAAAUGUGUCAGUUGAUAAAAGGAUGACCUACUUAAAGGUUUCUACGCUGAUUUUGAUAACGUACACUGGCCACCGUCAAGAAUUUCAACCAAAGCUGACGUUUCGAGCGUGGGCCCUUCGUCAGAGGGAAAGAUAGAUGCUUAAUAGAGUUGCCAGCAAGGAAAUGAAACUUGCCCUAGAUUGACUAAGAUAGGAUUUAUAAGUGGCCUCAGAAUAGACUUUAAUAGGGUAGGGCUUCUACGAGGCCAGCGGCACAAGCCCAGCAAAUAGUGACCCGAGUAUCCCCUCCCUCCCUCCUACGAUAAUUCUGUCUUUGUCAUAAUACCUUACCGUGACUACCAAUGUCAAAGGAUAAUCCUGAAUGCAAAACAAUGAAAAGAAUAAUUUACUUUGGUAACAUUAACUUUCAUUAAAUGCAAUUCAAUAUUUGAUUGUCAGCAAAAUCUAUCCAAUUCCUACGGAGCAAAGUUUUUCUGCACAGGCGAUUUGUGAUCUGAUACAAGUAUUUCCUCGAUAUUUUUCCUAUAAAUAUGUGAUUCGCUAUUCUUAUCAUAUCUCAUUCAUGCACGAUAUCUAAGAAUUAAAACUUUUUCUUCCCAUGACAGAGGAAGUAAUUUGCCAGUUAAUUAUGGUCAGUGGUACCACUUGUGCGUCACGUGGACAUUAAGUUUACGGCAAUGGCAUGUAUACAAGGAUGGAAAAGCAGCAGGAGUUACGAUAAAAGCUGAACCUGUUACAACUAUGAGAGCAAUACCGGGUGAUUGGGAAAUGAUACGCUAAGAUAUUUAUGUAGAAAGUAUAUCUUUUGCACUUCAAAUGCAUAUUUCUUUGUUUAAUUAUAAUAACAUGGACGAAUUCUUACGACUACAAAUGAACGCAAGUAUUUCGUUAGCACUCAGCCCAAAUUCUGUCGAGGCAAGUCAAAAAGUUUUUUUCAGUUGAAUCUAUUCUCAAGGGUGUUGAAUCAAUCCGUGUCUUGUUUUAAUGAUUUUUAAAUGGAUCUGAUUAAAUGUGAGAUUCGUUCACAAUUAUUGGCAACAGCAAGAAAGAGGCUUAUGAAAUCAAUGAAAUUAAAUUGAAAUUAUUAAGACAUUAAAAAUCAAAUCAAGUUCAAAUUUGAUUCCCUUUUAAUUACUGAAAGUUUCGUUUUUGACAGGCUCUGGAAGAAUCUCAAUCAGCUUGAUGGAAACAAGUCACAACCCUGAAAUAUUUGCCAAGAUUAGCAACUUCAAUAUUUGGAGUUAUUCUAUGACGAAAGAUGAAAUAAUUCAUAUGUCAUAUGGGUGUAGUAAAGACGAGGGCGAUAUUUUAUCUUGGGUGGCUGUAAGAAAGAAGAUGAAGGAAAAAUUUCAGGAGGAGAAGUCCUCCAUAUGCAAUGAACAUAACGGUGAGUUAGGAUCUAACUUUCAGUUCGGGGUACACUUAACUGUAUGUCGCACAAAAUAAGUAUACAUAUACUAUUAAUUGCGAUCCGUUUAAUAUAAACCAGAAAAAAUGUAUCCCAGCUUCCAAUGGUAGCUUCCUAGCUUCUAAUAGUAAUAUAAUUGAUUUGAGUUACUUUUUCUCAAUAACAGAGUAUCGAAUUGUCAAAAAUGAAGGAAAAUUGUUAUUUGAGUUCCUGAAUGCAGAUCAAUACAAGCUACUAUACACUUGUACAGUCGUCAUUUUUGUGUAUUUUCUUCUAUAUUUUUUAUACAUCAUGAAAUAUAUUAUUUUAAUCAUACAAUAGCGUAUGAAGGUAUGUUAAGCCUGUAUAGAUCAGAACACUACAAAAGUUUAAAAUUACUCUAAACAUGAAGUUUCGAACUGGGGUUUAUAUGCCGCUAUAUGAAAGUGUAACGACUAUCAAUUCAUAUUUCAUUGGUUUUAAAGGACCAACCCUUGUUAUGAGAGGCAAUCCUGUCGUCACUGGCGAGAAGACUGCAACAUUUGUAAGUCCAUGGCUGCCCAAGUCUGAAAAAGCGUUCGGCAAAUGUUUGAGAUUUAAGUACAAAAUGGUAGGUCGUGGGGUGAAGUCGCUUAAGAUUUAUCAAGAGACGCAAUAUGGAUUUGAAAGGCAGCCAAUCUGGGACGACGGCAAAGGAGCUAGAUUUUCAAGCAGCCUUUGGCAUUACGGGCAAACAUCAAUUAGUACAACUUCCAUUUUUCGGGUGAGCAUAACAUUUUGAACUAAUUAUGAACAGUAAAGAAGUAAAACAAACUGUUGUGACAUAGGUGUUGCAUACAAAGCUGCAUAUAGUUUUUAAAGGGUAUGUUGAAAUAAGAACGAAAAAUAUUCAAUUUUUUUUUCUGCAACCUUUCUUAGUAUUAGGUCACUUCCGGCUCGCAAUUUAGUUCCUUUAAGAGAUCCUUUAAUUUCGUUUCUACAGAGAACUUUAAAACUACGUUGAUUCUAAAUGAAAACCAAUUUUUUCACCUCAAUUUCUACUCUUCGUGGUGUAGUUUUUUCACUCAGUUUACCUUUCAUUUCGGACUAAUAUCGCUUUUAACGAGCUUUUUAAGAGGAAAGCAAUUCUCAUAUGAAAGCAACUUUUCUGCCCAGUUGUUACCUAUUACAUGUGUAGACCUAUUGGCCGCCUUUUUACUACUGGAACCUACCAGCUCGACCAAAAUUAUCCGAAACUUAAUUAAUAAUUUCUUCAAUUACUUAAGGUUCUUCAUUUGAACUGGCAAUUUUAAUCGUCACUACACCUCUACACUGAUGGCUAGAGCCUGCGAAUCGAAUGAUAACAAAACGAAAGGUUUUUUUUUUUUUUCCUGUCGUGUACUUACAGUUGAGUAUUGUCGGCGAGCUGGAUGGAAAGCCAGGUUACCUUGCCUUUGGAGGUAUUGUGAUGUCACAUGAGACGUACUGCUCGCCUCAACCGUCAACAGCUCAGAAAGGUAUAAGAUUGACCAUUAAUUAAGAAUAAGAAUCAAAAGGGAACCACGAAAUUUCUCUUUGAAAGGUUCCAUCGACUGGCGCCACUUUCCUUUUUCUCUAUACUGCCAGAAAAAAUGCAAUCCACGAGGGAGGAAACCUCUGACUAAAAUGUCGUUCAGUGAACCUUAUCAUUAACCAGAACAUUGAUGAAUACCAACUUACUUUAAAGGGUUUAUGCUGCUAAAGAAAGGGUUACUUCCAGAGGGAAAAAACGCGUCCUGAAAUAGCACAACUGGUUUAAUUAUUCUUAAUUACUGUAGCAGAUAAUUUAAAAGACGAAACCCAUUGAGCUUUGCCAAGAGUUUAUAUUCUCUUGGCUUUGCAUACCAACAUUAUUUUUACCUUUAUUAUAAUUACUAUUUUCAUCAUCAUCAUCAUCAUUACUAUCAAUAGUAUAAGUAUUAUUAUGAUUACUAUCACAAUCAAUAUCAGUGUCACUAUCAUUGUAUUGCCUUAAGCUUGCAGACAAACUCUAGCAAAAAGCUUCGGAUUUAUUGUGUCACCGCUAUAUCCCGGAUAUUACCCAAACAACGUGACAUGCAGUUGGCACGUGACCACUGAGGAGAAUCGCACCAUACGUCUCCAUUUUCAGUCAUUCGCGAUUGAGCCUCACCCCACGUGUGCUAAUGACUACGUAGAAGUUCGCGACGGUGGAAAUGACUGGUCACGAACUAUAGGGAAAUACUGUGGCCAUACAUACCCACAAGUGAUAGAAUCAUCUUCGAACACUUUAACAAUAAUAUUCAGGGCAAAUGAAGCCGGCAUAAAUACAGGAUUCAAAGCGAACUACACUACUAAACCAGGUAAGACUUGCAGUGUAGUUCUUAGCAUACUUUUAGUUUUAUCUCUUUCAGCCGCAAAGUAUUUUCUCAGCUUGAAAAAUACAUGCUCAAGUUUACUGAAACUUCCUUUCAUUAGAUUUUAAAGUGUAACUUUAUCUUUUGGAAAUUGUCCGAAAAUAUUCUUAAAACUUGACUCUGAAUGUAGCCAUUUGAAAUUAAACAAUUCACUUGGCAGUGCAAGCUCAAAGUUUACAAAUACUUGCUGCUCUGGUUGUAGCAAAAAAUCCUUUGUUGAUUCGAUCUACCUUUUCAUUUAGUUUUCAAUUGUAAAAACAAGAUAAUUUGGUUUUAUCAUAUGAGUUGAUAAUGUAAAUUGGCCACCGUAAAGGGUUUCAAAUCUAACAUUUCGAGCGUCAGCCCUUCGCUCUUGUGUAUAGGCUAGGUUACUCUAUGGAAUUUUAACCCUUCUACUCUUAAGAUCUUUUUAGUAAUUAUUCUUACUGUCUGCUAUACAGUUCUCAUGAUGUAACUUUGGAGAAUUUGGUAUUUGAUCAACUGAAAAUCCCCUUAUUUAAAGGGUUAUGCUGCUAAAGAAAGGGUUACUUCCAGAGGGAAAAAAACGCUUCCUGAAAUAGCACAACUGGUUUAAUUAUUCUUAAUUACUUUAGCAGAUAGUUUAAAAGACGUAACCCAUUGAGCUUUGCCAAGAGUUUAUAUUCUCUUGGCUUUGCUACAAUUUGUAGGAUUUUCUACAUUCUCGUCACUUGUAUGAUUGGUAUUGUAAUGAUGUUGUAAAGAGGAAUUUUUGGGGCGGUUACUCAUGCGAGUUAAAGGACCAAUAUCGUAAAUUCGUCUUCACUCUCUUAUGUCUGAUAUAAAGGAUACAGUCGAACUUAUAUCAAGCGGCACCAUAUUAAGUGGUCACCCUUUAUGAAGCAGUCGGUUUUCAAGGUCACAAAUCUGUUUCCCCUAAAUCCCCGUAAUUUUCACCUCUAUUUAGCGGUCGCCACGUGCACUAUAAAACGGUCGUGGUCAGCUUUGAGAGUCUCAACGGCCUGUUCAAGGUUGGAUUGUCUUCCGCCUGUAAUAAACGAUCACUUAAUGCGGAACUUCUCAACUGAAACUAAGAAUAAUCUUUUAAGCAAACUUUUAUUCAUAUUUUUCUUCCGAAAUCAAUGUAAGAAGUGUUUUUGAAAAUUAAGUGGUCAACUAUGGCAUAAAGUUAGAACCGUUUUUUAUAUUACCUCUAUUCUGUGGAACCUUUAUUAAGCGUUCGACAAAUAUUAUUUGUUCACAUCGCCAUUCCCCGUGGGUGACCGAUUAAUACAGGUUUGACUGUCUCUGGUUUCUGGAGCUUAUCUUUCCUUUAGAGAUUCUUAUAAAUACGCUUUUAGGAGAAGAUUUAAUUGGCACAUGAGAGGAGAUACGCAACGUCCAGCGUUUUAAGUAGCCCCUUUAUUCUAAAAAGUGACUUUAAUUGAUUUGAGAGAGUUUGCCAAGAUGUAGAAGGCUACUCUAACUCGAAUAGUGAUCCUUGAUUUAUAAUUGCUGAUUAUUUGCUUAAACCUGUCAAAACCGAUUCUCCAGGUUAUAGUUAUGCAAGGUAUUUCUCUGAAUGACAAGUUAAUUAGAUACAAUCCUAAAACAGCAGUUCUUCUUACUCAUUUUUCAGGAAAAAGAACCUUUUGCAUCGAAGGUGAGGACAAAUAUCUAUGAACAAUUUUAUCUCCUUAUCACAUUCACUAAAUAACAUGGCUCCUUAACAUUCCUAUAAGGUUGUCCUCGAGGCUGCACUUGUGCGAGAUUACCUGGAAGUGACGUCAAGGUGCUGGUAAAGAGUGACUCUUUGGUUUCUUUACCAGGUCAUUAUCCAGAAACCACAGCAGUCGUGUGAGUAUUGAACGGAAGAGAGGAUGAUGAAGUUGAUCAAGAGCGCGUUUUUGUUUAUUAAUAUUCGUAUAUGAUAAUAUUCCUUUUUCAGGCUGUUUGGUGAAAACAGAAUAAGUCGGGUUAAUAUCAAAGAUUUUCCAAGACUCCAGUUCAUGGAAUACUUGUAAGUUUGAUCUUACUGUUGCACUUUAUCUUGCUCUAGCAUCUCAGGGUACUAACUGCAAAAAUUCUCCACAGAGACCUCAGUAACAAUGUUAUACUCGACAUGGAAAAUUCCCCGUUUAAGAAACUCACCGCUUUAAAGACACUGUAAGUUGCAUAACUUUAUUUUUAAAAUCAUGUCGAACCGUAAUGUACUUAACACUUCUAAGUAUAUGAUAAUAUUCCUUUUUCAGGCUGUUUGGUGAAAACAGAAUAAGUCGGGUUAAUAUCAAAGAUUUUCCAAGAUUUUCCUGUCCUGGCACUGACAUCCCGUCCACUUCUCGUGGACGGGAUGUCAGUGCCAGGACAGGGUAGCUUCCAGCAUUUGGUCUGCUUAUCAGUUCCUAUCGAGACUAAACGCUGAAGAGAGACACAUUGAAAGUAAAGUUUUUUACCCAAGAAACAACAAAUGCCAAGAGCUCGGAACCAAGCUCCAGAUUUCAAACCGUUAGCCCUUUUGAAUUCUCCCUUUUUGACCUUUUUACAUUAUACUUAAUGUUUAUUUGGCGACAAAACUAAUGAUAGGUAUCUUUUUAUGGAAACGUUUUCGAUCAAUUAUUCUAAUUCUUCAUAGUUUCCUGUUGUCAUAAUGUAAGACAAUAAGCCCGAACAAAAAUACAAAUGAUAUAAUGUCUAACGAACCCCGAUAUCUUUUAAAAAUUUCAGGAGACUGAAUGGGAACUUCCUUGAGCAAGUGACAAGAGAGAAUUUCAUAGGAUUGUCCAAACUUCACACACUGUGAGGACACAGCUGUUAGAUACACAUUAACCCUUUACACCUUAACAUCAGUGUGCAUAUUCUCCACACCAUUCUCUAUACGAUUCCUAAGGUGCCGACAAGGAGGAUUUGUUUAGCAAUCAGGAGCUCGAGUUUCUUUAGUUAGUGAUCAUUUCCGGCUUUAUUUGCUUGACCUGAGCGUGUGACUCGGGGAUUCAAAGGGUUAAAGUUGUCUGACAAAUUAUCUUAUGUAAACAAACUAUUCGACUGUUUACCAGGUGUUCAUUAUUCACCAAAGCAUCUCGUCAGAAUUAAACGUGUGGUAAUCGUGUAUUAUAUUACUUCUUGUUUCCAGUGAUCUUGCAUUCAAUUUCGUGAAUGAAGAGCAUCUUUGUGGUCGCCACGAAUUACUAUUUCAGAACUGCUUUAAAUUCUGACUUUAAGGAGUUAAAGGUUGGAAAAACCCUUCUUAUUUCUUAACACAGGGAUAUGGGAUCAAACCUACUUCGUGAAAUUCGCCAAGGAGUAUUUCAAGAACUAAAAGAGUUGAAAGUUUUGUAAGCUACACAUCUUUAAAUGUGUAUUUUUGUUUCAUUUCGAUUCUGAUGUAGUACUCAUCAAAACAGUUCUCUUAUUUUCUAACUUUGUGUUGUCUUGAGCAGAGGUUUGCGUUCUAAUAAGAUUCACAAAAUUGAAGCUGAUGCAUUUCGAGGCCUGAAAAAUUUGACCUUUCUGUGAGUAUACCAAUCUUUUCAAUUUGCUACAAAUAAAAUCUUCUUUCAGAUUUGAGUUUCAUAAAUGAAAGAAAGAAAGAGGUUUCAUGAAAAACGUGAUCAGUUUGGAGAACAGGGAUAAGCAGUUAUAUACCCAAGUGUUGUCGUGAGUCCGGGUCAGCUCUAAGCAGCUUAAAGUUUAAUGUUGUUCUUAUGGCCUGACGAGGUCAUAGCAGUGAAACUCCUAUAUAUGUAACUUUGCUCCAGUCUUCCUUACGGUAAACUGAUAAACCGACAUUCAACAUAUAUCUCGAUCUCUCCCUCAAAUUUUAGUUAUCUUCACGAUAAUGAAUUAACAAACAUUCGGCGAGAAACAUUCAGUGGACUUCACUCAUUACAGACACUGUAAGUAGCAUAUUCUUGUCUCAAUCGAAAUAAUAAAAUUAAAUAAGUUACUCAGAUUCCCACUUACGCGCAAGGCAAGGCUGGAAAAAUACAUCUUAUUCAAUGUUUCCUCAUAUUUAUGUUAGUUUCCUUAGAAAAUUUUUUCUUAGCCUCGUGCGAGGAAAAAUAUGAGCGGUGAGAAAAUAUCUCCUCCUAUCAUUACUAUAUCAAUCUUACUUUAAUUUCUAGCCUUUCAUUUUUAGUUUUCGAAAUACAUACUAAGGCAUUAUCUGAAAAUUGUGUCGAACGCGUAAGGUGCGCGCGAAAGACAAAAUACAUCAUUGAAUGUCCUCUAUGGAAAACAAGAAAAAAAUCCGUUUACUUGAAAGUUCAUCGCUUAAUAUGUCGUGCCCAAACGACGUAAACAAAUCGUUGGAAUCGUUUGGUGCGGCCUUUUUUUUGGUCCAAUUUCCGUCCGUUCAGUUUACUAAUUCUAUGGUGCGAAACUGUCGAAUAUUAUACUCGUUUUAUUGAGCCAAUAGGGUAAAGUGUCGUUAUAGUGGAAUGAUGGGUCGUGAUAAUAAAUAAAAAGGGAACUUUACAUCUCAAUAACACUUUUCAUUGGACUUGACCGGACAUGACUUUAUUGAAAAAUUAAAAGAAUCCGUUGUUUUCCUUCCUAUCUUCAGUUUUCUCAAUGGAAACCCACUAUCAGAGUCAGAUUUUGAUCCUGACACCUUCGACGAGUUGACAAGCCUCAAAACAUUGUAAGGUCUUCUGAUUGUUGUUUAAUUUUUGAUAGUUAUGACAUUUUAGCAGAUUAGAUCUAGUAAGGAAAAAACUAGUGUGGUUUUCUCCAUAAUUUCAACUGUUUAAGUCAACUAUACAAACAGAAAAUAUAGAUCAUCUUCACGCAUUCAAACUGAAAUAAUAGGUUAAAGGGGGUAAGUUCCUAAAGAAGCUGUGAUGCUGCGUCGGUGGGGGUGUUACAGGGUAUUUUAGUUUGAUCAGCUAGGUUGAUAAUGUAAAUUGGCCACAUCGCCAUUCGCUCUAACGAAUUCGGCUACUGCUCGAAACGUCAGCUUACAAACUCUUUACGAUGGUCAAUUUACAUAAUCAGCUCAAUUGAUAAAACAAAAUAAACUGGAACAAGCACAACAUAAUGUCGCAAUCACACUUGAGUAAUUUACUUUGACAAUUUUUUGAUCGUCAAAGUAGUAAAUAAAUGGAUAUUUUCAAGAGCACUCGAAAAAGAAGCUUCUUGAGUGGGGUGUGUUGCACGACAUUCAUAGAACGGCUGCGAAGGAGGUCACGUGUACUUGCAGGGCUAGCAUUUUAUUUAAGACCUUUCCAGUUUCCGUUUAAGCAACCUUUUCAAGCCAACCUACAUUCGUUUGUACUUGAAAAGCCUUCUUUUACUGGGACUGGUUACCAACUCGUCCAUCUUCAUUGCCAAGAGAAAACUCGCCGAUAUAAGAGCGGCUUAAAUCAGUAAGCCAUAUUAAGAAGCAAGAAAAAAGAGGAGAAGGAGAGACGCUUACUUGCCCAGACCUUGUUUACUCAUUGGUAUUCGAUUGUCUCUCGUACAGAAGUCUGUUUUACGAACUCCCGCCCGUAUCAUGAACUUCAAGAAAGCUAACUCGACCUAUAUUCUCAUCGAAAGCAACAUAACACAAAAAACGAGAUUAGUUUUGUCGAUAAGAAAGAUGCAUUCUUAGUGUGGACUACAAGAGACUUUUGCAUUCGUCUGCAUUUGCAUAACUGAACUAACUUUGAUACAAUCGACAGGCUCCUGUGAACAUCCUGACUGUUCCUCUUCAUCCUCUCAUUUUCUCUCGACAGAACAAAAUAUGUAUUGUUGCAAUUGUAAACUUAGUUGUUAUAUCUUGUCUCAAUUUGUUGUUUGUUAGUUUUCUUUCUAUAUCUCACAAGCAAAAUUAUGUCACAUAAAAUUUAAUCCCAGACCUUUAUAUACAAACUAUUAUCUUUUGUAGGAAACUCGAUCAAUUCAUCAUAUGUUGUUACGCAAUGAGUACCAUUCCAAACCUUAAAUGCCAGUCACCUGACAGAGCGUUCUCGACUUGUGACGAUUUAAUGAAAAACGACGGACUGCGCAUGUGUAUUUGGAUCCUUGGAUUGCUUGCCUUCAUCGGCAACUUAUUGGUGAUCAUUUGGAGGAUUCGUGUUCGAGAUGACAACAAAGUUCAGUCUUUUGUACUCACUAACUUAGCCUGCGCAGACUUUUUGAUGGGUGUAUACCUGUUAAUCAUCGCCAUUCAAGAUCUUCAGUGGAAAGGCAAAUAUUUCAAACAUGACGUUGCAUGGAGAAAAGGAAACCUCUGCCAAUUCGCAGGCUCACUUUCAAUGCUUUCAAGUGAAGUGUCUGUUCUCAUGUUAUUAACUAUAACAAUAGACAGGCUUAUAAGUGUCGUAUUUGCCCUGAGACUGCAGUCCUUAUCAUUGAAAUCAGUGCGUAUUAUUUGUUCUUGUAUAUGGAUAAUUGGAAUCAUUAUAUCGUUUAUCCCCUGGACAGGAAUAUCCUAUUUCCAUGACAAAUUCCAUAGUUUUGGCUUCUUUGGAAGUUCAGCAGUUUGCCUGCCGCUUCAGUUCUCAGAGGAUAAACCUGCAGGAUGGGAAUAUGCUACGGCAUUUUUCAUCGUUUUGAAUUCCGUUGUGUUACUGUGUAUUCUGACUGCUUAUGCCUUAAUAUUCUGGACUGCUUUGACUCUAAUUAACUCUUCCUCAGUAAAGCACCUGAAAGCUGAGUCAACCAGAGCCAGAAGACUUUUCUUCAUAGUUUUGACGGACUUUCUCUGCUGGAUGCCAGUUAUCAUUAUCGGUAUUCUAUCCUUAAGUGGAAAUUUUCAUGAUCCGAAACACGAAGCAAAAGUUUGGAUAGCAGUUUUUGUUCUGCCCGUCAACUCUGCCAUCAACCCAAUCCUAUACACCUUCUCCACUCUAGGAGUACGAAGAAAAUUAAGAUCUGCAUUCAAUAAGAGAUUUGGCGGAAAGUUCAGCUGUAAGUAAAGACCACCUUGAGUCUUAACCGAAUAACAGUCGUAAGUAGUAGGGAGCUAGAAUUGGUUUCAUAAUUUCAACCGUAUAGAGGUAAAUUUUACAGGAGAAGUCCUUAAAGCGUUAGCUUAUUACCAAUCCGAAUCAAACGGGUAUCACUGCAAAUUUACAACAAGUGUGGCCUAUUCUGUACAUCGGCUGCUGUGAAGGUCCACUUUGACAUAAAUUUCACAAAGGAUCACACGAUACAGCAAAUUUCAAUUCGCCGUUUUCAAAAAUGCUUGAUUCACCUGACCCUUAAAAAAAACCAAGCACACUACUGCGCACUUGCCGACUUGCCAGUAAUGGGCAGAGCACAUGACAAGCCUUGAAAAAUUCCCACAGAACAUGUGUCCUUUGUCUCAAGUACAACAUUCCUUCGCUUCUCGCUUCUCCAGAUGGUAAUAUCAUAUAUUUAUAAAUCAGUGAUAUGGCAACGACGGAUAAUUGAGUUCAGUAUCGUUGCAAAAAUAUGUCAGCUCAAUGAAUAUAAAGAGAAUCAUAUUGACUGAUUAAAUUUUAAUAUUUCUUGAUAGGCGGCAAUUGUUACCAAAGAGAGCCCACCGAGAGUUUAUCCAUGCAGGAUACAGUUGUCUCGGAGUAUCGCCACAUGGAAUCAGUUGAAAGUCCGCGGAGGAAGCUACAUAUACUGGAGAAAGCUACAGGAUUUUAUCAAGAUGAUGAUGUGGUAUGUCAACCUUUCUGCUUGUAUUUUAGCUGUUUUAGCUCCUCAAUCACUUGAAUAACAAGGCCAUCUUCAUUUCCUUCACUGCGCAAACGCUCCUCAGAAAAAGCAUCUACCAUAGCAGCAUGCAAGAUUUCCAUCUGACAAACACGAAUUGUUUGUUUCUUAACCAGAAUCUAAAACUUAGCUCAGUGGACCAAAACAUUUGCACAUGCAUCGUAGAAUACAGAAUUAAAUCCCGUUUGAAGCUCUCAAAUUUACCUCCGCUUGGCUAUUAUGUUAUUGUGUUACUGGUUAAGAAACAUUUCACAAUUACAUCUCUUUUUUAUAGUUCUAUCUCAUUGCUAAGGAAAUGACAAAAGGAAAUAAUUUCAAGGUGUUGCUGAAAUGCUUUAGCUGGAGAAAAAGGAGUACUUUUGAGAACGAACUUGAAGUGUAUAAAUGUUUACCUCAAAGCGCGGUCAGAAAUGACAUUCCUGCUCUUCAGUGGUACUCGGAAGGUAAAAAGUAUAGUUACGUAGUUAUAUAGCUAUGUAGAAGAAAAGGUGGCCAAAAUAGAGAUAAUUACAUGGGGAAUUUUGAAAUGUUUCUGUUAUGUAACGAGCAGCAGAGAAAUUGAAUGUAACAAGUGUAUCUGGUCACCAACUCAAAAGUAGAAGGAAAACCUGUCACCUUUCCCAAACACAACACAACAGUUUGUUUUCCAUUUAAAACAGUUCUUAUUCUCUAUCUAUUUUUAACGACUUUAAGUAAGCAAAGAGCAAAAUCAAUUCAAUCUUAUUCUCCAGAAUUGCAGUGCAUGAUUUCUUUCCUCUUCAGCAAACGUUUUGGAAAUAUCUUGUGCGAAUGAAGAUGUUCCGCGACCCAAUGAGAAUAUGAGGUAUGAAUGAGAUUAGUGUGCCUGAGAAUCAAUUUGGUUCCACAAAAAUUGAGCUUUUUCAUACUCAUCCGAAAUUCACAGUCUCAGCAUCUUUUUCAACAUUCAAAAAUGUCCAAUAGAGAAUAUGAAUUUAUGAUAAUGAUAACAAUUCCCGAAAUGAUAAGGAUGACGUUAUGAUCUAGGUAUUAAUAACGACAGUCCUGGUUACAAUUAGUAAAAAGUGUACAGGUGCUGAUCCGGUAGAUGAUGGUCAUUAUAAAUGUGAACUUUGAGAUCAUCUCCAAAAAUCUGGCCUCAAUUAUCGUCAGUAACAUCGUAUUCAACAUUUUUGAGUAGCAAAUAUGUAAAGAUAUAUAUAAAUCUCUCUCUCCUUCAAAAGGAAGCGAUUAUUCAGCCUGUAGUAAGAAGGAUCAAACGGCCUCAUUCAAAAAUGGCAAAGGAAAAGCUUCCCAUCCCUUGUUCUAAAUUUACAACUUUUAAAGCUCUUCUUCCUUACUAAGAGACGCUAUUUUUAAUCAUCAAACUCACCCUCUGAUGUUGUUCUUGUCUGUACUUUAUUGUCAGCUUGCUUUGUUACAAGUAUGUAAGCGGAAUCUCCCUCUCGAAUUUCAUGGAAAAGAACCGCACAUCCAUCUGUCUCACUCUGGUUUAUCAAUUUGCCCUUGACAUCAUCAAGACUUUGGAGUAUCUGCAUGAGAACGGGUUGAAUCAUAAUGGCAUUACACCUGCAAAUAUCUUGUUAACCGAGAAUCCGGGGGUGAGUAUGGCACUUCCCAUGUAACAAAUACAUUUUGUCACACUUCGGAACUACUAUGUUGAUGGCGUCCUUUAUAUCAUUCAUGCUAUUUAGUCCUUUGUUCUCCUCGGGAAUUCCUCCAUUCUCUAAGUCGCUCAAUAAUUUUCUAGGCCAUCCAACCGUCCAUUCAUUCAUUCAUUCGUCUAUUUGUUUCCUAACUCUUUCACUUUGUUUAAACAUUACGUUCGUUUAUUCGUUUUUUCGUGAAUUCUUUGAUUCCCUUCUUUAGCCCUUCCUUUUAUUCCCUCCUUCCUCCGUAAUUUAGUUCAUUCACUCUUUUGUUACCUUUUCUCCUCUCCCUCGAUCGUCCUAUUCUUCACCAAUUAAUUAUGAGCUCUCUCAUCGAGCCUGUGGCGCUUUUUGUUUCAGAUCCCUCAGUGGCAAGCAAGGCUGAUGAACUUUGACCGUGCAUGCAAAGGACCAAGUCAUGCAAAUGACGUGAGGUCUUUUGGUGAUCUGCUCCAAGAAAUGGCUCAGCGAUGCAAUGAUGACAACCAACAGGUAGGUUUGCUCUCUGCUAUGUGCAUCAUUUGUAAGUUAAGUGCGAAAAACUUUCCGCUUGCUUUGAGUUUUUUGUCUACCACAACUGCUUUGCUUUCGAAGUUUUAUCAAGUAGCCAAAGGGUGAUACUGCUGUUUUCUACGUGCUUUUUCGUUCCACAGAUACAAGAAUUGUUAGACUCAUUUCCUAUUAGCGCAAGGGAAGCAAACGCAACCGCUGUCAUGGUUCGUCUACUACUGGAGAAAGCCUGGGGCGAGUUUUUCAUGGAAACAAGACUGUGAUCCAGAUUUUGAUCCUCCUUUGACAAUUUACUAAGGACGAGAUGAUAUUCAGUUCUUUUUCAUGGGUUUAAGUAUCUGAUAAAGUUUCUUCAUCACUUUUAAAACAAUUCGAGGCAUUAAUAGCAAGAUGGUACAUAACAAAUCUUCUUUGGUGUUCAUAGUGUUGUUUAUUUCGCAAACACAUUACCAAAACAUUACCUAUAUGAAC